CUGUGCAAGGAAAGGCAGUUCCCGCAGUGUUAGGCUCCGUGAAUAGAAGUGUGAGAUCUGGUGAGAGUUGAGAAUGUGAACCGAGAGAGCAAACUCUCCGAAUUCUCCGUGGUUCUCAAUAUAUCUGGAGAAACCAACUCUACUCCCAGAUGCUGUGUAAAAGAUGCUUUUGUGCUCUGGACCCUGGAAUUAAACUAAAUUAUUUUCACAGGUAAACAGAGGAAACAACUGAACCAUGGGAAGAAUCAAGAAUAUGUGAUAUUAUAUAAAAACCCGAUUUAAUAUUCAGUAAAGUGGAAUAUUCUUCGUACAAAAUAGAUGCUUGCCGGAAAAUUUGUAAGAAAGAAAAUUCUUUAAUUACAAGAAUCGGUUUCAAACAUUAAAAUUGUGCAGUUCUGAGGAGCAUCCUAAAGUGAAGUUUUUUAGCAUAGAAGUUAAUGCAUACAAACUUCCAGAUAGCACUGUAUCCAACUCCAGAAGUAGCUCAUACUGCUAGUUAUUGAUGUUGAUAGGAUAAAUCUCCGGGAAAAAACCAGAACGGAAAGGAGCAAAAUAAACCCUUCAGAACAGAAAGAAGCAAACGGAAACUCCCAGAACGAAACAGAUCCAACGGAAAGGAGCGAAGGAAACCCUCAAGACCAAUAGACAUUAAUGUUCAGAUAUGUUGGAUAUAUUCCGUGGACUAAAAGGUCUAGUGAAACCUCAUGCUACGACUAUAGACUCCAGUAUAUUCAGAUUACAUUACUCUGCUAGUGUAACCUUCCUUCUCGCAUUCUCUCUCAUUGUUACAACUAGGCAGUAUGUUGGAAACCCUAUAGACUGUGUUCAUACUAAAGAUAUCCCUGAAGAUGUAUUAAAUACCUAUUGUUGGAUACACUCCACCUACACUAUACCCAGCGCAUUCUGGAAACGUAUUGGAAUAGAUGUUGCUCAUCCUGGGAUAGAUAAAACUGUAGAUCCAGAGGAGAGAAGAUAUGUCAGAUAUUAUCAAUGGGUUUGCUUCUGCCUUUUCUUCCAGGCUAUCCUGUUCUAUAUACCACGAUGGCUCUGGAAGAACUGGGAAGCUGGGAAGAUAGCAGCGUUGAAGAUGGAUCUUGAUCAAGGAAUUAUAACGGAGUCCGAGAAACGACAGAAAAAGAAACUUCUCCUGGAUUAUCUCUACUCAAACCUCAAGAAUCACAACUUCUGGGCGUAUAGAUACUUCUUUUGUGAAUUCCUUGGUCUUGUCAAUAUUUUUGGUCAAAUGUUUUUAAUGGACAGAUUUUUCGACGGAACAUUCCUGACGUUUGGUAUUGAGGUUAUAUCGUUCGCCGAGCGGGAUCAAGAGGAUAGGAUUGAUCCUAUGGUUUAUAUUUUCCCACGGAUGACAAAGUGCACUUUUCACAAGUUCGGUUCUAGCGGAGAAAUUGAGAAACAUGACGCAAUGUGUAUUCUUCCCUUGAACAUAGUGAAUGAGAAAAUCUAUAUAUUUAUCUGGUUUUGGUUCUUGCUCCUGGGGUUUCUAACAAUCCUAGUUGUAACUUACAGGAUUCUCAUCGUUUUCUCUCCUAGGAUAAGGGCGUAUCUCCUUUAUAUCCGGUUCCGGUUAGUGAAGAAAGAGUGCAUCAAUAUUAUUAUUAAAAAGACAAAGAUGGGAGACUGGUUUCUCCUUUAUAUGCUCGGACAGAACAUUGAUUCCGUCAUAUUCAAGGAGGUUAUUCAUGAGCUAGCCAGGAAGCUGGGAUACCAUAACAAGGAUAUUUACGAGUCAUAAACUACAAUUUUCUGCCAAAAUAUCCAAGUUUAGUUUAAUACAAAUCCAUCAUGUCUCUCUUGUUCAAACAGGAACAGGAAUUGUGCAAUAAAAUGUUUUUGUACAUGAAAAUAAUUUUUGAUUCAGAAACGUGUACGCUGGGUUAUAACAAGUGUACGUCAGACUUAAAAGUGUACAAGCCAAAUCAUUUCUUUGUAGAUGCUGAAAGUUAAACAAAGCUAGAAGAAUUACGUUGAAACCUAGAUAAUACCUUUUCCUCAUGUAGAUGCUCCUUACAUAUCAUUAUUUAGCUGAUUAGCUUAACACCAAGCAUGUAAUCCCUAGUAAAGUCAGUUACCCACAACAACAACAAAAACCAAUAAAUAUUGUCUUAAUGUUUUACGUUUCGCGACUCUGAAAAUCUUUAACACAUUUAAAUUGAUUUAUUUGAAUGUAUUGCAGAUGAAUGUAUUGUCCCCUACAUUGUUAAAAGCAUUUUUCCCAAAGUAGAAAAAAAUCAUACUUCAUAGAAGGACGACCUGUCUACUCUCCUAGUAAACCUGGAUAUACUCCUAGUAUACCUGGAUAUACUCCUAGUAAACCUGGAUAUACUCCUAGUAAACCUGGAUAUACUCCUAGUAUACCUGGAUAUACUCCUAGUAUACCUGGAUGUACUCCUAUUAUACCUGGAUAUACUCCUAGUAUACUUGGAUAUACUCAUAGUAUACCGGGGUAUACUCCUAGUACCUGGAUAUAUUCUUCGUAUACUUGUAGAAAUACUCCUUUACAAAGAUAUACUGAGUCCAGUCCAGUAAAUGUUAACAUAAAUCCUUUCUAAAAUAAUAAACCUGUAAAAUAGAUAAACAGAGAUAUUAUCUGUAAACCAGCCACAGAUUACACAGAAAGUUUGUAAUUAAAUAGGUUCCAAAACCUUGUUCACAAUAACAAUAACCUAUUGACUUAUCUGUGUUAUCUGUGGUGUAAAACAAUGUCUACAGCUUCAUAGAAAUGCAUAGAUUAAAAAUUAUUUUACAUAACUCUAGACACAUUUUAAAUUCAAGCUCUCAACGCCAAAGGAUCUAAAUAUUUCCCUAAAACUCCGAGUUUCUGAAGCUACCCCCAGAUAAGGCUUUAGGACCUCAAGAUACUCGUAAAUUUAGAGGAUUUUGAGCCAAUCCUACGGCUCCAGGGUCGGGAUGGGAGAAAGAAAGACGAUAUAAAAAGUAUAAAAGGGAGAUAUCAUCAGGUUUACAAAAAAAGACAGAGUAGGUUAUUGGUUUUAUCAAUAUUUUUAGGGACAUUGUCUGAUUUAAUGUUUACAAACAUUUUUAUGUUAGCUUUAGAUUAAGAUAUCUUUCCUAGCACAGCAGCUACACAGACGGAGAAACCAAUUUUAUUGAUUAUAAAAUGUUUGUAGCCACAAUAAUAUUUGCCAUCAUCAGCAACAAUAUUUAGUCUAUGGUAAACCGGAUCUUUGCUAACCAACUUUUGUACAUCAUGAAAUUUAUCGAUAAAUGCUUUAAAAACGUCCUGUACUGUACUGUACUGUACUGUACUGUACUGUACUGUACUGUACUGUACUGUACUGUACUGUACUGUACUG
Molecule: messenger RNA, 3335 nt
Organism: Eurytemora carolleeae
Lineage: Eukaryota; Metazoa; Arthropoda; Copepoda; Calanoida; Temoridae
Product: innexin shaking-B
Exons: 10
Coding region: 662-1753 (363 amino acids)
Cellular component (GO): gap junction; plasma membrane
Molecular function (GO): gap junction channel activity
Source: RefSeq, a predicted model, not a curated record